GAAAUCGAGUGUUCUAAUUUAAAAGUUUUAGCCGCACUUGAUAUAACUUUCAAAUAUAUAAGAGUUGAACCCUGCAACACUAGACAGAAGGGGUUGGCAGUAUCUAGUAAUAGGUUUAUCUGAUAUAAAUUUAUACAUUUACACUACAAUACAAUAACGUUAGAUGCCGAGCUUUUUCAGUAAAGCACUACCUACAAACCAUUAGCUAUGCUUCAAAUUGUGUUGUCAUUGUGCCUACUUGGCUCCCUGGCUAGUGCCCAGACGUCGUGUCCGUUAGACAGUAGCAGGGCGGUGAACUUGACAAACCAGGGUCUGACGUACAUCGACGAAAGCACGUUUGAUACGAUGUAUGACUGUAAACAGUUUGUGCAAAACAUAACAUCCUUGGACCUUUCAAAUAACAAAAUAACAAACGUCGAUGUGGACAGCUUUGCCAUUUUCUUCGAACUACUGUCGCUGAAUCUUUCAAAUAAUCGAAUAGCCUCACUGGAUAACGGUACAUUUUUUCCUCUCCGGAAGCUAGAGAGUCUGGAUCUGUCUUUUAACUCGCUUACAAAACUAGAGGCUGGACUUAUUAGUUUGUACAAUUUGAGGAACGUUUGGUUCAAUAACAACAACAUAAGUGAAGUGGAUCCUAAUAUUGUUGGGCAAGAGAAUGUGGCAUUAAUGUAUUUCAACAUGAAUAACAAUUCAAUGACCUAUUUAGAUCCGUGGCCAUAUAGAACAUAUCAAUCUUACCAAAGACGUACGGACCGGGAGUUCUUUUUUGAGCAUAACAAGAUUUCGGAACUGAAAAAUUACAUGAACUGGACUUAUGACCUGAAAUAUCCAUUUGAGGUGCUGGUACACCUGCAAAACAAUCUGCUGAAUACAAUCGGGGUAGAAACAUUACGACAAUAUGACCCUGAACUGGAUGCCCAAUCCGUCUUCGCCGCGUUCUUAACGUACCAGGCUAAUAUUACACACAACCCGUUCUUCUGCGACUGUAAGCUUUAUGACUUAACAGAAAUUGUUCGCCGUGGUAUCUUUCGCUACUCCAGAGUGGAAGAAUACAGAUACCGAUGUGAAUUGCCGUCGUCAUUUGCUGGAAUAGACUUCCUUCAUGACCUUGAACUUGAUCAAUUUGUUUGUAAUAUAACAAAUAACUGCCCUUCAGGUUGCUUCUGUCAGGAUCGGCCACACAAUGACACCUUUCUCGUUGACUGCACUGGUGCCGGUCUAACUGAGAUGCCGGAUGUCAUUCCUGACCACAGUCGAUCCAAACUUGAACUGAUUUUAGACGGUAACAGCAUCGGCGCUUUAAAGAACACUACUUAUUUACCACAGAUUUACAACAUUUCAAUAGUCGGGAACCAACUGAACAGCUUAGAUAAAGACGUACUGUCAGGAAUGAAUGCAACGCGACUGGAUUUUAGAAACAAUAGAAUCACAACAAUUCCACGUGAAAUUAAGAAAUUUAGCUACAGUUCUGUCCAGCUCUCUGGAAACCCACUGGAGUGUGACUGCGACUCAAUGUGGAUGGCCGAGUGGAUAGAACUGGACAGUGAUGAAGGCGAUAUGUCUCUGACCUGUGAUUCAAAAACUGGUGUCCGUACGAUAGUGGACAUAAGCCUUAAGGCGCUUGGUUGUACAAACGAGUUGCUCAUCAUCAUUUGCGUUUGCCUUGGUGUUAUAUUGGCACUACUUGCAGUAGCGGUCGUAUUUGCAAAACGGUGUCCUUAUGAAACCCGCGUAAUUCUUCACAAACUCUUUCGCAUUCGUCCUGGACAAAAGUAUGGUGUCGAUGGCGACGAACAAAAAGAUGUUGACAUUUAUAUCGUUUUUGAUGAUAUGUGUGAAGAUGUGAUUGGAUGGGUUAGAUAUUUUCUAAAGAAACUAAACCGGAAAAAGCCAAUCUAUUCAGUUUUGAAUCCUGCCAGAUUUAUGGAACCUGGAAGUGAAGCCGUAAAUAUUCCGAAGUGGAUCGGCAAAUCAAAAAGAAUGAUCGUUGUUCUCUCGGACAAGAUAUUUGACAACGAGUGGCGUUGUUUUGAGAUAGAAGAUGCUGAGCGUCGUAUUAUAGAAGCUGCCGCACGUCAAAAUGGGAAAAACACGAAUGAAAAUGAAAAUAAUGAAACUGACAUGGAUAAUAACAAUGAUGAGAAUGGAGCAAAUAAUAAAGAGGAAAGAGAAUUUUGUGCUAUAAACAUGGAAGAUGAAAAUAUAGAAAAUGCACCUAAUAUUAUCUAUAUUAUCUUUAACAGUAGCGAUUUGCUGAAAACAAAACUGGAUGAAGAUAGAUGGAUAGAAAGAAUUGGCGACAGACGCAAUAUAAGGAAGGGCAAUCCAAAAGAAUUUGAUCUCAGAACUAAAGCAUGGCAGGAAAAACUCCAGCAAGAGCCUUGGAAAUCGAGGCUGGCCGGAAAAGUAGUUCUGUCACCUGAUGACAGAAUGUUCUGGUCAAAAUUACGUUAUGAGCUGCCACCAAAAGGUAACGGAGUAGGUGACGGCAAUUUCACAUUUAAGCGCGAAACUCCUCGAGAAAAUCCAAGGAGACAACAUUUGCAAGAACAGGAAAGAAUUCGAAAUGGUCCGAAUGAAACUGAGGUUAGGCAAGUUCAGAACAAUAGAAACAGAAAAACAGCUGCAGAGACUUCUGAAAAAGCUCGUGUUCAUAAAACUCCUAAUCAAAAGUUAACAGUAAAUGACAAAUUUUUAGACAAUAACAGAAAGUAUGUUCCUACUAAGAAGAAGGCUGCAAACAAGGGGGAUCUGCUUAAUGGUUUGAAAAUUGACAAUAGAAUGGGAGUAUUUACUAUAUCUAGAAAUGAGGAGAGUGUGGAUAAAGCACAAAGUCAAGACAAUGAUUCUAACUGCGAACGAAAUAAUCAAUUAUUAGACGUGCUGCAAGAGAUAAGUUUUUCAGGACCCGAUGCUAGACCCAAAGAAACAAGAAUAAAUAUUCCAGAAACAUUAAGUGGAAAAGUCCUUAGAGACAUCGUGUCUAAGGUUAGUGAUAAUAAAGGGUCGCCGGCAAAUUCGAGACCUGGUAGCGGUGUUUCAGAAUGUGGCGAUAAGGAAACAAGCAAGCGUAUAUUUACUAUUGGCACACGGGGGAGUGGUCAGUCUAGUAAUAUUUCAAACUUAUUGGGUUAUAGCAGUAACAUGCGCAGAAACGCGAGCAGCGGAACAAUCGUCAGUAACGUAUCAUCAAAUACUUCAUCAAGUUCAAAUGCUUAAAAUAUAUCAGACUGUCUCGCUGUUUAGUCCGCCCUGUGUAUUACAUUUGUGCAAUAAUUUCACUUAUUUGGUCAUUUGUUUACAUACGAUUAUUUGGUGCAAUUCAGUUUUUUUUCCCAUUUUCUAUUUUUACUACUAUCAUUAUCAGUGUUAUUUAUGUUGUAGUUGUGACAAUGGCCAUGAUGGAAAUGACUAUGAUGAUUAUGAGAAACACCAUUGUCGCAGUCAUCCUCCUCAUCAUCAUCAUCAUCAUUAUCAUCGACCUAGUCAUCGUCGUCGGUAUAUGAACUAAUAUCAAAUAUAUUUGUUAUUCUCAAUUAAAAAAAUGCAUUCAGUCUAGCAAGUUUUAAAUUAAUGAAAAUUACUUUUGUUUACAUUUCAAAAGAAUAUGAUAUCAACAACAGUUUCUCAAACCAGAAGUAUUUGUACGAAGAAGGAAACCAAAUGAUUGUUUGACUAAAAUUGUCUUUGUCUUAGUGUAUGAUCGUGCGUACUUCCAACGUAUUCGUACACAAUCCCGAUGUAUUCCUUUACAAUGAACAUGUAUUCCUAUGCAAUUUCAAUGUAUUCCUAUACAGUUCCGAUGUAUUCCUUUACAAUGCACAUUAUGUUGCUAUACAGUUCCAAUGUAUUCGUACGCAGUUUCGAUGUACAACAAAUGUAUUCCAAUACAAUGCACAUAUAUUGCUAUACAGUUCCAUUGUAUUUGUAUGCAGUUCCAAUGUAUUCCAAUACAAUGCACAUAUAUUGCUAUAUAAUUCCAAUGUAUGCGUAUAGAAUGCCGAUGUAUUCCUUUACAGUCAUUUUUGAAUUACAUUAUAUCAAAAUAUUCAAAUUAUAAUAGUAGCAUUUGAUAUACAUUUAUUGCCUGUACAUUUAUUAAAAAUGUAUUAAAAUAUUUAAA
Messenger RNA from Mercenaria mercenaria, 4123 nucleotides. RefSeq names its product protein toll-like. Gene Ontology annotation, molecular function: protein binding. The record is from RefSeq and is a predicted model, not a curated record. The transcript has 3 exons. Lineage: Eukaryota; Metazoa; Mollusca; Bivalvia; Venerida; Veneridae. The coding region runs from base 208 to 3219 and encodes 1003 amino acids.